CACAACUCUGCGACACCUGCAAACAAACUGUCAACAGACUGAAGAGAAGGGACGGAGAAAGCUGGAGCAGACCGUAAUGCGGAAUAAGGGUGCGAAAGGUGCUUAUUAAGCAAAUAACCAAACAGAAAAACAACUUGUAUAAAAAGUUGCGCGAUUUGAGUUCUCUACGGAUCGCACCGAGGGCUGAGAAGAGACGACAGCAGGCUUCUGGUGGAUGGAGUUAAAAUGGACGUGAAGAGAAGAGAGGUGCCUCUAUAUGGACAAGUGAAGGCCCAUGUAAGGUUACAGGCGAACGCUCCUGAAAAUGCAGAGUUUUACAUUGUUGUGCAAGGCUCUGAUCUCACACAUGUGACUGCAGCAAAAAGAGGAGAUGAUGGGCAGAGCCUUUGCUACACAGUUCCCGGCCAUGCCCUUGUGGAGGUUGCCUCUGUGACACCCUACUUUUACGCAGAGGACCAAGUCAACCCAUGUGAAGGUGAAGCUUCUCUUGGAUACAUCAGGGAUGUUGCCCAGCAGGCUGCAGAGUACCUGAGUGCAAACAGGGAGCAGCUCGGCCCUCACAGCUACCUAGAGGUCCUGAAGAGGUUUUCCACGCAGGCAGCUGACGAGGAGCCCUUCGCUCUGGGGUCAGACAGCGAUGAGGAGGAUAUGCGACUCGGGCAAAGUUCAGCUGAUGAAGCUGGUCUCAGGCAGCUGGACGAGAAGAUCACACAGGCUCUGGCCAACAUGGAUUACCCUCUGCAGUGGAAAAACACUGACAGUGAGCUAAGAGAAGCUGCUGUUCUCCAUCCCAAAGAGACCCUCCUUCACCUCGCAGUGCGUUUGGGUUUAGUCCAUCUCUCCCGUUUCUUAAUCCACCAACCGAGAGGUCAGAGGGCGUUGACCUUACCCAAUCAGGAGGGAGACACCCCCCUGCAGCUGGCUCAGAGGGACGGACAGCAUGCCAUGUUCAGGGUGCUUGCAGCUCCUCCUGCAGGCGGCCCUGCUCCAGGUGUGUGUUGUGUGUGGGCCGACAGCUCCUUCAUGCUGAGGUUUUGUCCCGCGACGGACUCCCUGACCCUGACUGUGAGACGUACAUCCACCUCCCCCCCUCAGGACGCCAUCAUCACCCUCCGAGACAAACUGGCAGACCACAGCAUCCUCAAACAGAUCAACAUGCUCAAAGCUGACAGUGAGGUAGACAAGACGGGCAAAAAGGAAUUCCUUCCUAGUGAUGAAGGCAUCAGCACGGAGCUCCGAGUGGAGGAGCACACGCUGGUGGACAACGUAUUUAAUGAGCAGCUUGUCCUUUCUCUGGAUGAUGACGACGAUGAAGACGAGUACACAUCCUCAUUAUCUGUAAAUGGGCAUCCCAUGCAGAGCCAGUUCAGGCAGCAUGCUGCAGACCCCCUACUCUCCAUGAUGAACAGCAGCGAUCGGAUCAUCACACACUCACAGGAUGAAGAAGCAGACCUUCAGUACAGCGUCAGCGGAGUGACGAGGGGCAGCACGGGGACGGACAGCGGGUUAUGGGACACGGUGGACUCAGAUGAUUUCCUUGCAGCCACUGACUCUCCUCCGCCCUAUUCAGAAGAAUUCUUCCUUCCCUCUCUCCCCUGCUCUCCCCCACUCUCCCUCGCUGACCAGGCCCUCGCAAGGCUAAAAAGUCCCACCUCCUCUGAGUCGACCAAUGAGAGGGAUAAUUCCCCCAUGGAAACCGGCGACCUCAGUCCCAGCCUGGUGGCUCUGGAGCUGGACAGUGAAGAGGACAGCACUGAGCCAAAGUCUCCGCUCUCCCCGCUCCUGUCAGAUGUUCAGAAGAGUGAAGAGCAAAGUGAAGCAUCUCGCCCCACCCAUGAGCUCACAUGCACUCGCAGCCAAUCUGCCUCCUCAGCAUGUGAACCCAGCACUAAGGAAUUGGGUGACCAGGGGAUUCGCCCGCGUUCGUAUUCCUACUCUUCCUCCAAAAUCAGCUUGCGUCCCGCUCGUUUUGCGCGGGACAACCACACAUCAGAUAUCAGCCCCGAUGCCGGGCUCCACAGUGUCAGCCACAGCCGAUCUCUCCUUCAGGCCCUCUCUCUGUCUAAAUCUCUGUCUCUUCUCCACCCUGGUAAGCAAAGAACCUCCAGUAUAUCAGAGCAGUCACAUGACAAAAGGGAGAUUAGGUUCCGUAAGCGAGCGCAGUCUGCUGACGAUGAGGGCAGCAUGGAGCUGGCCGAGUCCCUCCAACAUCUCACCCUGUCUGAGUUCCUCAAAGAAAUUGAAGAGGAGGAGUUGGAUAAGUACAACAUCCCAACAAAGGUGGAGUCAGAGAAGUACAAAGUCAUUCGCACCUUCAGUUUCCUCAAGAGCCGGAUGUCUAGCACACGCAACAAGACAAAGGGGAAGGGGAAGGACAGGGAGGCCAAGGACCGGCAGCCAAAUGGACAUCGGUUCAACACAGGCUCCUGUUUGGGCCCCAACAUGUGCGUGGUGUGUGACAAACCAGCUUCUGGAAAGGACCUGCUGCAUUGCUCCAGUUGCACUGCUAUCGUCCAUAAGGGCUGUAAGGAUUCUGUCCCCCCGUGUUUAAAGAAACUUCAGGAUAAGUAUGCUGUUACCACGGCGAAGAACAAGACAGCAUCCCUCCCACAGAAUUUCACAGUGAGAGACAGUCCUCCUCUGUGUGUCCCCGUCUCUACCUCUCUACCUGUCAUGAAGGAAACUGCAGAGUCAUGCCUCCUCUCUGGGUCUUUCACAAACAGUGACAGUCGGCUCAGUGAGGGUUCAGAGACAGAGUGUGACGGCUGGAAGGCGAACAGCCAAUCAGAGGAGCUGCUGCAGACUCCAGUGUCGUCCACCUCCACUGACUCAUCCUUUGGAGAAGACUGCGUGGAUGCGUGUAUCCAUGACGACAUCUCGGCUGACGCUGUGGAUUACGAGGCGGAGUCGUGGAGUCUUACUGUGGAGCACAAGUUCUGCAAGAAGCAGGAGAAACGAGCCGUGAAGAGGCAGGACGUCAUCUUUGAGCUGAUGCAGACGGAGCUGCACCACCUGCAGACGCUGCACAUCAUGGCCGAGGUGUUCCGGCGAGGCAUGAGGGAGGAGGUGCAGCUGGAUGCGGAGGCGCUGGACCGGGUCUUCCCCUGCCUGGAUCAGCUGCUGCUCCUCCAUCACGCCUUCUUCUCUGCCAUGAAGGAGCGGAGACAGAGCUCCGCCCAACCCCAGGGACACAGCAACUACCUCAUCCAGAGAGUAGGGGACGUCUUGCUCCAACAGUUUUCAGACGAGAACAGCGUGAAAAUGAAGCAGGUGUAUGGAGAAUUCUGCAGCCAUCACAACGAAGCAGUCAGCUUUUUCAAAGAGCUCCAGCAGCAUAACAAGAGAUUUCAGAACUUCAUUAAGCAACAAGGUAAUAAUUCCUUGGUGAGGCGGCGGGAGAUCCCAGAAUGCAUCUUGCUUGUCACCCAAAGAAUAACAAAGUACCCGGUGCUGCUGGAGAGGAUCCUACAAUACACUCAAGAGGGAACAGAGGAGCAUGCCGACCUCUCCAGAGCCCUGGCUCAGAUCCGAGAGGUGAUAGCAGCCGUGAACCUGAGUGUCAGUGAGUACGAGCAGCACCAGCGGCUGCAGGAGGUGUGGAACCGCACGGAGAACCGCAGCGCAGCCAAACUGAAGAAUGGACACACUUUCCGCAAGCAGGACAUGAUGAAGCCCGGACAGAUGCUCAAACACCAGGGCCUGCUGCUGUGGAAGACGGCCACCGGACGGCUGAAAGAUGUCUUGGCUCUCCUACUCACAGAUGCACUGAUAUUCUUGCAAGAAAAAGACCAGAAGUAUACAUUUGCCGCAGUGGAUCAGAAGCCUCCAGUCAUCGCACUGCAGAAGUUAAUAGUGCGAGAGGUAGCAAAUGAAGAGAGAGGAAUGUUCCUGAUCAGCGCCUCAGCCGCCGGGCCGGAGAUGUACGAGGUCCACACGUCAUCCAAAGAGGAGAGAAACACCUGGAUGAGGCUCAUCAGGGAGGCUGUGGAGAGCUGUCCUGAGGAAGAAGAAGAAUACACAAGUGGAUCAGAAGAGGAGAAGCGAGCUGCCGAGGCUCGUAUUCAGAAGAUCCAUAAGUUACAAGAGAGUCUGCUGAGCCAGGACCAGCGGAUCUGCGGCAGCCUGGAGGAGAAGCUGCAGCUGUACGCAGCGCUCUCCGCUCUGCGGGGGCGGGGGGGCGCCUCGCUGCUGGACCCCCGGCUCCUCGUCCAGCCCCUCUCUGAGGAGCCUCCGCAGGCCGCCCUGCUGCUGGCUGCAGCUCUGCAAGAGGCUAAGAACCUGAACGCCACGCUGUCCUCUAAGGCCUGCUCUCCAUCCAGCCCCAGCCCGGACUCUGACACAGACUCAGUGUUUCCUGUCAGCUCGGCAGCUCCUGCCCCCCCCCCAUCAGAGUCUGAGGCCUCACCUAAGACCCCGGGGGCCGGAGAGGGGAGCUGGACCGGCGGCUCCCUGCUGCAGGCCCCGUGUGGGCUGCCAAAACCAGACGGCAAUGACAUCGACUUAAAGGUUGCUCUAAGUGUCCAGAGCCUGACCCAGUUACUCUACAGUCUGCAGGCCGCAGUGACCAUCCAGGACAGCUGCUUCGAGGUCCAGAGGCUCCUCCUCCAGGAGACGGGGCGCCCCUCCCCCCGAGCCCAGCGAACGCACCUCCCCAGCAUCCGGGGCAACGCCCUGCAGGAACAGGAGAAGCAGCGGAACCUGGAGAAGAGGAAAGAAGAAGUGGUGGCGGCUCGGCGUCUCCAGGACCGGCUGCGCCAGGAGAAGGAUCGCUGGGAGAGGGAGUGCCAGGCCAGGGAGAGCCAGCAGGGGGAGCAGGAGAGCAGGCUGGAGGAGCGGGAGAGGCAGUGCCACCUGGAGAUGGAGAGGCUGAAGCGCGAGAGGGGAGAGCUGGACGAGCAGCUGGAGGAGUACCAGCAGAGUCUGGAGCGGCUCAGGGAGGGCCAGAGGAGCGUGGAGAGGGAGAGGGAGCGCCUGGACCACCAGCAGACCCUGCUGCAGACCUGGAGGCACAGCCGGCAGAGCAGCCUGCCCACUGUCACCCCCCACAUAGUCAUCCCUCUGGAUGGGACGCAGGAAUCGACCCAGUCCAGAGACCUGGCCGGUAACGGCUCCGUGUUUGUGAAUGAGGCCGCCUUCACAAGCUCUGCCAUCAACAACCGCAAAGGCCGCCACAAAAGAGAUGACCCCAGCACUCACAACUGUCUCAACUCCCUGCUGGCAAAAUCCAACAGCAGACCGCCCCCCGGAGCAAAGACGCCCCACAGCCCACACUCAGACCCCCAGGGAUGGAUGACAGGGACAGGGUACCUGUACAGUCCUGCAGGGAGGCUGGAGCUGCAGCACAGCGCCAGAGAUCCUCACAGCUACAUCGGGGACACAUGGCCGUCAACAGCCAAUGGGGCUGACCCGUAUCCUCUGCUCUCGCAUCCCGCUGACCCUCAGCUGGACCUCCGUGCUCUGGUUUCCUUAGAGACUGACAGCGGUGGUGAGGAGGGCUGUGAGGAAACCAUCGUGUACCUCUGAACGUUGAAACAUGUCAGACUCUCAAACAGCCAACACAGCACUUGGAAAAAAUAUAAAGACAUUUAUGAAGCAACAGGAUUGGAAUCGGGGUAGCUUCCGUGAGCAUUUCACUGAGAAACAGUCUUUUGUCAUGUUUUUCUUUUAUAUUUUAAAGAUGUUUUGUGGUCUUUUGUAAGUGUAAAGUUUUCCGGAACACAGAGCGAGAAACACCGGUGUUUCAUACUCAAUCUCACAUGCGUCAUGCACCUUAGCUCGAGGCACUACUGGGUGUUCAAUGUCUAUUUUCUGUGUGUGUGUGUAUAUGUGUGUGGUCUUUAUUCCCUGCAGCCUCACUAUUUUCCCUCUGCUACUUUCCAUACCUACUUAUUUCCUUUUCUUUCUCAGGUCCCUUAAGCACUAUAUUUAUUAUGUUUACCACAGAAGAAGAGAAAAUGCGUAUACCCAUCACAAGCGAUGCAUCAGGCGGUAUUUCUCUAGUGUGAUUGUCUUACCAUCGAGUAAACUUCCCCUCAUCUAUCAGACGGCUUCUGUGUAUGUACAAGCCGAACAUUAGGAUUGAAAGAUGAGGUGCAACAGCGUCAGUCCCACGUUUUUCAAACCCCAAUAUUUAUUUAUUUUUUAUCUGAAGCACGUUUUUCAUGUGAAGAGAAAUAAGCAAAGAUGAGGCUGUAAGAGAGAUGUUGCAGCUGUGCUAAUAAGUCGGUUUUAUCAGAACGUAGACAUUCAUCCGCAAAAGUCUGAGAAAGCAUUUUUAAGCACACUUAUCCUUGGGGAAAGAAAUGUGGUGCAGGAAGAUUGAAAGAAAGAAAACAUGUUAAAUGGUCGCUACAUUUGUAUUUCUCUCAUUCAUUGUUCUUUCAUUUUAGCCACACUAGCAACUUGGCUCUGGUGAUGGUAAUGCCAGUGAUUCAGUCCUCUCCUUUGGUCCAUCACAGUGAAAUAUUGUGCAGACAUAAGUUUUAAAUAUGAGGAUAAACCCUAAUACAUUUGGUGAUUACAUGACACAUUUUCUAGCCCUACCAAGUGUACAAUGUCUUUGGGUAUAAAUUAAACAUUUUUGACAA
Molecule: messenger RNA, 6587 nt
Organism: Gymnodraco acuticeps
Lineage: Eukaryota; Metazoa; Chordata; Actinopteri; Perciformes; Bathydraconidae
Gene: arhgef28a
Product: Rho guanine nucleotide exchange factor (GEF) 28a
Exons: 36
Coding region: 226-5523 (1765 amino acids)
Biological process (GO): regulation of Rho protein signal transduction
Molecular function (GO): guanyl-nucleotide exchange factor activity
Source: RefSeq, a predicted model, not a curated record